AUGAGUUCCGAUCCAGCGUCUGCCUCAUACUUGUCAGAUACCAGCAAGUAUGGGUAUGACUUUGUCGUGUCCACCACUCAAGCAUCUAUCAACUCAGGCCUGCUUGAAUACCUGGAUAGUGACAGUUUACCGGAGAUGUACAUUUGCUAUCAUGCAGACGCUAAUGCCAACAUCGUCGGUGAGAUCAGUCUCGAUGAUGUUAAGGAGCAGUCUGGCUAUAGCCCCUUCGACAUCCCCGAUGGUACCGACUACGAUGAUCCUCGCAUCACUGCCCUCACUACCAAAGCCAAGUUCAUCGUGGGAAUCCGGAUGAAGCUUGGGCUGCCACCAGAUAUCCUACCCAAGGACCUACCGAAGCCGGUCGUCGAAUUUGGCAGCAGUAUCAAUGACAUAACAUUCCACAUGUUCCUCCGAGAGUGUGACGUGAUCCAGAACUCGCCUGCUAGUGGGUUUGGGGGCGCGGGCCAGUGGCAGGUCUGGAGCCAGCCAAGGGAUGAGGCAUGGUAUGUCGAGACGGAGGUGAGCUUGGUUCAGAAGGAACUGGAUAAAAGCCUCGAUACUCCAUACCUCAAUGAAAACCCUGCCAUACAACAGCAGCUUCGUGAUCAGCUAGAAAAUUUGUCGGGCACAACCUUUAGCCUAUCACAGCUACUGUUCGACUUGGCGACUGCUAAAGCCAAAACAGUUCCAUCGUUCGGUGGCGUGGGUGAGAAAGCCCAGACAGUACUGAACGAGUCGUACAUCAAGUUCUACGCCGACGACACCGCGGGCAUUCCACUGGUAGCUGUGACUGCAACGGCUGAGCCGGCCGACGGCGGGUCACUGACCGUGACCAGCCUUGAGCGUCAGCUCACGUUGAACGACAGCGAUAGCAGGGUAUCGACCCUAGUCUUCCUCUGCGCAACCGAUGGCCAUACACAACCAGCCACAAUGCCCUUCACCUGGAACUGGGUAGCACCCGCUGAUGUUGAUAGCGAGAGUGGCGUCAUGGCCAUCAAUCGUAAUACUUUUGCCGAAUACCUGAAGGACCACCUGAUGGAGAUGGUACGGCCCGCCUGUAUGAGUGUCGACAAGCUCACGGUUAAUGCUCUUUGGAAUGGAGUGAACCCCGAAUUUUACUAUAAUUGCUCGAUAGUGGCCGGCUACAGUCCCCAGACCGCUACCGUCUUUACCGAUGCCAGCGACAGCAAAGCUAUUCAUCUCGAGUUCAGCAGCGAGAAGCUGGACUCGGCUCAUCUUGCUUUAUAUUACUCCAAGCUCUGGGUCAAGAGCAAUUAUACCUGCGAUGUUAGCUUUGAGGGUACAAACACAAUCCAUAUUGUCCAGCGCGCGGUGAUUUGGGCCGAAGUGCUGGUGGACAGCUCUGGAACUGACGGCAACAUCGCUGAUUACACCUUGGAGGAAACAUAUUCCCUAUCGGUCGAUCAGGCCGGCAAUCUGCAGCUGGUGCCUGAGAGCAGCAAACAGACUAAUAACUCUGUUGAUCCGAGUGUCAAUGGCUUUAUCGAUUAUUUCACCAGCAUCAAUGAAGUCUUUGACAAGCUCGAGGACACAUUUAGCGGUUUCGCCGCCGAUGAGCUCCAACAGGUCUCCUUUAAGCCCAUGCGAAAUUUUGUGUUUCCCGGGGCGCAGGUCUUCACCUUCCAUCAACCUCGCUUCUCCAACUACGGGGACCUGCUUUGCGACAUCACAUAUGUGAAGCCAAGCACCCAGGCUGCCCCUGCCCGCAAGGCGCUGACGUCCAGCCAGGACGUCUCUCACCAGCUGAGCGCAUCGUGCGAGCUGAUGCAGAACUACGUGGCUGGCAGCCUAGUCUCGCCCACGGGUAAAUUCACGGCGCUACAGACACAAGCUGGCCUAAGUCUGGUCUUCGCCCUUGAUACAGCUGGAGUCUUGCAUGUCUUUGAGGAGCAGAGCGGCACAACGCAUACGGGCUGGCAAUUGCGCGAUCUCUCCACCAAGACGUUGCAGAAUGCCUUCCCAAACCAGGCCAAUGUUGUCGUGCGCGACUUCGAUGUCGCCCAAAGCGCGAUGGAUGGAUCCAUAGGUCUUAUGAUGGCAGCCACUGUAAACGGAACUGACCAGCUCUUUGUCUCCUUGCUCAACUCCAGUUCUGACUCCUCGUGGACCAGCUCCCCUAUCUGGAGCCCCAUCCCUUUUGAUGCAGAAUCAUCGUCAUCUGAUAACACGUCCAGUAGCCUCAUCAUUACUGGCAUGCUCUUCGCCGAGGUAUUCAGUGAAAAGCAGUAUAUCAUCGUUGAUACUGAGCGCGUGAGCGGCGACGCCGCCACCAAGGACAUCACUCGCUAUGUCGUCCAUCCGACCGCUGACGAAGGCUCUCGCUGGAUCAAGGCAGACAUUCCUGUCGACGUCGAGGAGACCCGGUACCAGAGCUGCGUCGGUCGCAUACACGGCGAACGUAUUGACGGAGUUUACACCAGUGGCCAGGCGGGAGAGUCAUCACAGCUGGUGUAUGUGCCUCUGGAAAAUGUUUAUGGGGAUGGGCCUCCGGAGCCUACCCGCCUGAGCCUGCCUAGCGACAUGCACCCCACAGCCAUUGCAGUUGCCCGUGAUGCCGACGUCGACUCCGACCAGUUUGGUGGCACCGAACUGUACGCAGUUAGCGGUGCUACCCUCUAUCUCUAUGACACCGCAGCGCAGCAACAAGGACUUGCUCCCGCCGCCCUGGUUACCAACGACUUUCUCUCCGGUACCGAUACGUUAUUCGCCAUGAUGCAUGAUGGGGUGACCACUCUUUGGGGCAAGAACGGCAACGACGUCGUCUAUUAUCUCACCUGCCCCAACACACAGCUAUCGGUUCCGGGAGCUUGGUCUGCACCAGUCCCUCUCCUGACGGGGAUUGAGCGCCUUUCGCCCUACGUGAACCUUGCCGAUGGUGGUCGAACCGUCUUUGCUGCGGGAGGGGGCGCAAUUCAAAAAAUCGUGCAAAAACCCAGCACGGCUGGUAGCAUAUGGCGACCUCAGCGCAUCACUUUGGCUGCUACUGCACCUACGGAACCUGCGCUCUCGUUCAACUCUUACACUACCACAGUGCAGGUAGUUGGCACAGACAAGAUGCCCGCUCGAGAAGUGUCCUUGGCCAUCUCCGCUGAGACAUCCACACCCGCUUACAUCAACGGGCUUUACUACGUGCUGGGCGACACUCCGGUGAUUGUGAAGACCGACGCCAUGGGCACUGUGACGGUGAUCGAAGCCACGGAAGACCUUCAAGGUACCCCUUUGACCGUGAAGGUAGUGGAUGACAGCAGCACCACCCCGCUGGUUGUCCGCCCACUGGACACGGCCUGGAAGAAGCUCUCCCAGUUGAACUCCACUGAAAACCUGCGUGCUGCUAAGGUGCCGACGGAAAUUGUUGCGGGAGGUGUACUCGGGUCAACCGAGACAACAUCGCUGGUCGACUCGGCCGCUGAAGAGAGUGACGUGCAGGCUACUGCAGCAGCCAUGGAUCAGCUGGGCACCACUUGGUCGAGCAUCCAGAGUGGAGACACGCGCGCCUUGGUCAAAAACCGGGGUGUCGUCCCAGCCACCUACUACCAAGGACGCCCUGGAAACAACGGUCGGGGUCUCUUUGACUGGAUUGGUAUGGCUGCUGGAGAUCUCUUCCGUUGGUUGGAGACUGGGGUGGAAGCCAUCGUUGAAGUCAUUAAGGAUGCCGCGACUGAAGCCUGGCAUUUUGUCGCACAUAUCGCCGGUGAGGUGUAUGCGGCGGUCUUGGAUACUGUGGAGGCUAUAGUGGGUGCUGUGAAAUGGUUGUUCAAUGCUAUCAAAACAGCUAUCGAGGCUAUCAUCCGCUUCGUCCAAUUUCUCUUUGAGUGGGACGAUAUCCGGCGUACCAAGAACAUCCUACACAACAUCGUUACCUUGUUCACCAGAGACCAGAUCAGCCAGUUGUCCCAAAUCAAGGCUGAUUUCAAUUCUAGCGUGUCUGCUGUAGAACAGAGUGUCAACUCCUGGGCAGGAAUCGAGGACUGGUCGAAACUCGGGGACCCUGCCAGUGAGACGGCGGCGGGGAGCAGCGCCAAUCCAGCGGAGGGCCAGACAUCGGGUUCACAGCUCUUGUCUUCCCAUUUCCGCAACCAUGCCAGCGACCUCUCCAUCGUUGGUGACGCUCCCUCGGCAAGCGUGACUGAAGACCUGGUCACUAAGCUGCUGGACGCACUAUCUGCAGAAGGGGAGGUUCUGGGAGAUUUCUACAGUCGGCUGAAGACUUUGGCCACCGACUUCAGCUCUUUAAGUAUCGAGGAGGUACUGCGCCGCCUAGCAGGUAUAUUCGUGGACGGCGUGCUAUCGAGCGCACAGGUAGUUGUGGAUGCAUUGAUUGAUUUCAUCCAAAGCUUUGCCGAUGAGGCCAUGGCCCUGUUGGACACCAAGCUCCAUAUCCCCGUCAUCUCCGAAAUCUUGAAUCUAUUGGGAGUCCCCGAUAUCUCUUUCUUGGAUAUUUUUAUGUGGAUUGGAGCUGUCGCCUACACCGUCGUGUACAAGGUGAUAAACAACGAACCACCUUUCCCCGACGAUGACAACUCUGCUGCUCUCAUCGGAGCCAGCAGUUGGGACGAGUUGGAACAGCUAUUUUCGUCAACAGUAACUUCUCCGCGCGCGCUCUCCCAAACCACCCAGCAGUCCAUUUACGUGUCCGCCAAUGCCAUGAGCGGAAUGGUACUGUUCAUCGGCAACAUCGCCCUAUUCAUGGAGGCCCAGGCACCCACAGCGGGUAACACCCUCAGCGGGUUGGUAGCGGUCAUCAAGCUCAUAGUUGUGGCAAGCGUGGGGGCCAGCAACCUCCUGGCACCCAAAGAUCCCAUCCAGGACUCUGGUAUGAAGGUGCUUUCACGCGUUUGCUUUGGACUCGAUAUUGCCACCAGCUUCCUUGGAUUCACACCCGUCUAUGGCAAGCUCGCGGCUACCACGAGCAAGUUCCCCGAUUUGCUACCGAGUGAUGGGCGGGCGGUGGGUGCUGUAUUCAAGGCACUUCUCCUCAUUCCCAAGUUGAUGGCUACGUCGUACCAUUUGUAUGAACUCACCAGCGAAGAGGCUGGUGCGGCUCGAUCUGCAGCUAUCGUGGGCGAGGUAGCGAACCUCACCGGGGCUGUAGUUACAGUCUCGUAUGCGGCUGCAGUGAAUGAUAAGGAACUGGCAAGCCGACAGGUUCCGAUCGGGGUUAUGACGCUAUGUGUUGAUCUUUGGUCUGGUUUACUGGUCGCCGAAUCAAUGAUCCAUUGA
This is a messenger RNA of Aspergillus tubingensis, 5241 nucleotides long. RefSeq lists its product as uncharacterized. Bases 1 to 5241 code for a protein of 1746 amino acids. Lineage: Eukaryota; Fungi; Ascomycota; Eurotiomycetes; Eurotiales; Aspergillaceae. The transcript has a single exon. The record is from RefSeq and is a predicted model, not a curated record.